Alligator sinensis (Chinese alligator) is the source of this 3492-nucleotide messenger RNA. It is a transcript of the gene PDE10A, whose product is annotated as phosphodiesterase 10A. Lineage: Eukaryota; Metazoa; Chordata; Crocodylia; Alligatoridae. Gene Ontology annotation, biological process: signal transduction; negative regulation of receptor guanylyl cyclase signaling pathway. The record is from RefSeq and is a predicted model, not a curated record. Gene Ontology annotation, molecular function: 3',5'-cGMP-stimulated cyclic-nucleotide phosphodiesterase activity; protein binding. Bases 112 to 2436 code for a protein of 774 amino acids. The transcript has 22 exons.
CAUUUCCGCCAAAUCGAAGACAACUCUGUCCACACCUUGGAGUAAAUCUGACAAUUUGAUCAGUUGUCAGCGUCUUCCCGCCGCGACCUCCCUGGCGUACCCUUGACCCGCAUGCCCGGUUUAACAGAUGAAAAAGUGAAGGCCUAUCUUUCUCUUCACCCCCAGGUACUGGAUGAAUUUGUGUCAGAAAGUGUAAGUGCUGAGACAGUGGAAAAAUGGUUAAAGAGAAAAAACAACAGACAGGAAGAUGAAUUGACUCCUAAGGAAGUCAGCAGGUACCAGGAUACAAAUAUGCAAGGAGUGGUAUAUGAACUGAAUAGCUAUAUAGAACAACGGUUGGACACAGGAGGAGACAACCAACUACUUCUGUAUGAAUUAAGCAGCAUCAUUAAAAUAGCUACAAAAGCUGAUGGAUUUGCACUAUAUUUCCUGGGAGAAUGCAAUAAUAGUUUGUGUGUGUUCACACCACCUGGAGCUAAGGAAGGACAACCCCGACUCAUUCCUGCAGGGCCGAUUGCCCUUGGCACAACCAUUUCUGCAUAUGUAGCCAAAUUCAGAAAAACACUGUUAGUAGAAGAUAUUCUAGGGGAUGAACGAUUUCCCAAAGGUACUGGACUGGAAUCAGGGACUCGUAUCCAAUCUGUUCUUUGUUUACCAAUUGUCACUGCAAUUGGUGAUCUGAUUGGUAUCUUGGAGCUUUAUCGGCACUGGGGCAAGGAAGCCUUCCAUCUCAGUCACCAGGAGGUUGCAACAGCAAAUCUUGCAUGGGCUUCGGUAGCAAUACAUCAAGUACAGGUGUGCCGAGGCCUUGCCAAGCAGACUGAACUGAAUGACUUCUUGCUUGAUGUAUCAAAAACCUAUUUUGAUAACAUAGUCGCAAUAGAUUCUCUACUUGAACAUAUAAUGAUAUAUGCAAAAAACCUGGUGAAUGCAGAUCGGUGUGCACUCUUCCAGGUUGAUCACAAGAACAAGGAGCUGUACUCAGAUCUUUUUGAUAUUGGAGAGGAAAAUGAUGGGAAACCUGUCUUCAAGAAGACCAAAGAAAUAAGAUUUUCUAUUGAAAAAGGAAUAGCUGGUCAGGUAGCAAGAACAGGUGAAGUCCUUAACAUUCCCGAUGCCUAUGCAGAUCCACGCUUUAACAGAGAAGUAGACCUCUACACAGGCUACACAACCAGAAACAUUCUGUGCAUGCCUAUAGUGAGCCGAGGAAGUGUGAUAGGUGUUGUGCAGAUGGUGAACAAAAUAAGUGGAAGUGCCUUCUCUAAAACAGAUGAGAACAACUUUAAAAUGUUUGCAGUCUUUUGUGCUUUAGCCUUACACUGUGCUAAUAUGUAUCACAGAAUUCGCCAUUCAGAAUGUAUUUAUCGUGUAACAAUGGAAAAGCUAUCCUAUCACAGUGUUUGUACUGCAGAAGAGUGGCAAAACCUCAUGCACUGCACACUCCCUCCACACAUCUGCAAGGAAAUAGAAUUAUACCACUUUGAUAUCAGCCCCUUUGAAGAUGUCUGGCCAGCCAUUUUUGUCUACAUGGUCCACCAGUCCUGUGGGACAGCCUGCUUUGAACUUGAAAAGCUGUGUCGUUUUACUAUGUCUGUAAAGAAAAACUAUCGCCGUGUGCCCUAUCACAACUGGAAGCAUGCGAUUACAGUUGCACAUUGUAUGUAUGCCAUACUUCAGAACAACCAAGGGCUUUUCACAGACCUGGAGCGAAAAGGUCUUCUAGUUGCCUGCUUAUGUCAUGACCUGGAUCACAGGGGUUACAGCAACAGCUACCUUCAGAAAUUUGAUCAUCCCCUGGCAGCUCUUUAUUCCACCUCAACUAUGGAACAGCACCACUUCUCCCAGACAGUGUCCAUCCUGCAGCUGGAAGGGCACAAUGUCUUCUCCACUCUGAGCUCCAGUGAGUAUGAGCAGGUUCUGGAGAUCAUCCGCAAAGCCAUCAUUGCUACAGAUCUUGCCCUGUACUUUGGAAACAGAAAACAGCUGGAAGAGUUGCAUCAGACAGGAGCCUUAAACCUUAAAAAUCAAGCACACAGAGAUCGUGUGAUUGGUCUAAUGAUGACAGCUUGUGAUCUGUGUUCUGUAACAAAAUUAUGGCCAGUUACCAGAGUGACAGCCAAUGACAUAUAUGCAGAGUUCUGGGCUGAGGGUGAUGAAAUGAAGAAGAUAGGUAUUCAGCCUAUACCCAUGAUGGACAGAGACAAGAAGGAUGAAGUCCCUCAGGGCCAAAUUGGGUUCUAUAAUGCGGUAGCCAUCCCAUGUUACACCACUCUCACACAGAUCUUCCCUCCUACUGGGCCACUACUACGAGCCUGCAGGGAAAAUCUCAAUCAAUGGGAGAAAGUGACACGAGGAGAGGAAGCUUUUAUAUGGAUUCCUUCCCAGUCACUUGCCCCUGAAACCUCGGAUUCACUUCCUGUGAAGAUUGAUGACUAAACAUCAGUGACAGAGUGCUUUCACCCUAAAAGCAUCUCUUUAUUUGUUGUGGGGUUUUUUAUUUGAAGGAAAAAAAAAACUGCAGAUGCUAACUAGGAAGCAAACCUGCCUAGGAGGUAAUACCCAAGGAGUUACCUCAACUAGGUGACCGUAUGCCAGUCUCCUGACUUACAGCAGUGGUGACACAUUAUGAACAGAGAAGAUUAACAACUCACUUGUUCUGGAAUCGGCUAGCAGAGCAAGAUUAUGACUUGUGAAUAUAAGAGACUGGCCUUUUCUAAUGGGCUAUGUUCCUGAGGCCUUAAUUUAAAACUGAAGGGGGGAAAUCUUAGGGGGUACUUUUAAAAUGUAUCUUUCUAGUAAGGGUUUCAAUGGUACUUUUAUUAUACUGUACUGUGGCUGGCUUUAACACCAGUGUCACUUGGGAGUUCUUGGCUAUACAUAGAACAUUUUACACAUUGCUAUUGUGAAUGUUUAUGUGUGAUCUACUUGUAAUCAGUUUGAACUCUAGCCAAAAACCUUGGGACUGUAACUAUUAUUGAGGAUACAGUCUUUUUUUUCCUUUGCUGUAGAAAAAAAGAAAAUCCAGGGUAAAGGCUCCAAAUAUUCUCUUAUUAGGCAUCACAGAGCAAUGGUUUUAUCACAUGCAAGUUUAAUAUUAGAAGAACUAGCUAUAUGUUAUGGCUUACAAAGCCAUAACAUAUAUGACUUACAAAGUCUCUUUGACUUACAAAGACAGAGAGUUUCUCCAUUAAACAAUGGAAAUACUGGAUCCAGUCCAAUCAAGAUGGAUGCAGGCAUAAUUUCAGACUGGACCUUUUUGUCAGAAAUACUUGGCCUAAGUUUAAACAAAGCAGCGGAGUUUUGCCUGCCUAAUUUAUUAGUAUGACAAGUGGCUGUGCUUGUUGGUUUUUUUCUUGGUGACUGGUAGUUUACAAGGUGAGUUGUAUGUUAGAAGGUAUUAGAGAGACAUUUCCAAAGGUACAUUUUCUUCUGGAAACCAGAGCAUUGUCAGAAGAGCCAAGUCUGCCAGAAGUGGCUGUGGUACCACCACUA